GAAACGAAAAGAAGUUUAUUGAGCGACAGGUGCAUUGGUGGUGGGCUGUGUCGGAUUGAUCGGAUUUACUGGUGGUGUAUUGUGCGUACAUGUACCGGUACAUGAUACUUCAAAACGACUGCAGAAAAUCCUACAUUUUCGAAAAAGAUAUCAACGCAGUUUUACUAUUUCAUUGAAAACCAUUGAAUACAUUACUGAAGUACAGCAGUAUUGCAGUGAUGGAAAUCUUGUGUUAACUUUAUAAUAUAGAUUCACAGAUUGAAAGCAGGUUUUUAUCGAUUUUCAUUGAAGGCCUCGGGGAAGAAUGCCGUGAUUUCAGUAACCAUUCAGCCGUUGUGGUCGGGCUACAGAUCUAACUGGAACCGCCGACAGCUCUAUAGAGAUCGUGUCCGUGGUUUGGGGGUUGAAUGAGACGGGACUAAGUUAAAACAUGGAAAUGGAGAGCACACCAGAAAAUAAAAGUAUCAAAAGCAUAGAUAGAGGAUUACCUGAAGAGAAAGUAGAUUCCAGUCUUGCCAGUGCUUCAGGAGUAGUCACAUUUGGAGUGAAGAUUGAAAAUACACUCAACAUACAGGAUCUACAAGCGAUCAAAGAUGAAUUUAUGAGAUAUGAUGAGAAGGAAGGGGUAAAUAAAGAGGAGUUCUGUAAUCUCAUGGAUAACAUCUUGACUAAAGGAACAAGAAAUGAGUAUGCUGAACUUUUUGACAACAUUGAUGUCACAAAAGAGGGCUAUGUGAAUUGGGAUAAAUUUACAGGACAUUUAUUACUGGAGUAUGUGGAAAAGGAUGACAGAGUCAAGUCAACUCAGGUUCCCCAAUGGAAGGAUAUCAAACAACUUCCAAGUGCCCACAAGGAUAUUGUUCAAAAGAUUUCUUACAUCAAGAAUACAUCUCGCUACAUCAUCAUUAGUAAAGAAGGUUGCAUCUCAACGUUUGACAGUCAUCUCAGGACUCACAAAUCAAUUAAGAUCACAAAUGACUCUGUCAAACCCAGGGAUGUGUGGGUAACCACGUUUGUAGUACUUCAAAAUAUCAACAAGAUUGCACUCUCCUUUACCAGCAAAGAAAUCAUCUUCUAUGAUCUCAGCUCUAAACUUGAGUUCAAUGUACAGUACAGGGUUUAUGGAUUGGAACAUACACCACUCAGCAUGGACCAUUGGAGCAAUCCAGACAACUCUAAUGAGGCUAUUCUGGUUAUGGGAGAUACUGGGGGUAAUGUCAACGCCUUCCAUUUCACCUCAACAAACAUUGCCCUCUUUGACAGACCACAGCAACCCGGAGGAGAAGGGCAAGAACAAGUUGUCAAUGUGAACUUCAAACAUCUAUUGAAGGAUAGAUUCAAGUACUGUCGGCUCAUUAGACAUAAUGGACAUACAGAGUGGGCUAAACAAGUCAAGUAUGCUCAGCACCUAAAUUGUUUCAUCUCAUGCUCCACUACGUAUGAGAAUGCCAUGGUAUUGGGAUGGAUAGAGAAGGCUAAAUCAAAGAUGAAAACGAAUUCUUUCAAUAUCUCCCAAGGAGUGAAUGCCUUUGCUUAUCACAAUGGUCUUAAUCUGAUCGCCACUGCAGGAGUAGACCACCAUGUGUGUCUCUGGAACCCUUAUGUUGUGUCAAAAGCAGUUGGACUUUUGCGAGGUCACAUGGCUCCGGUUGUGCAUGUCCAGUUUAACUUUACCCGUGGUCAGCUGAUCAGUUUCUCAAAGGACAAGGUCUUAAGAAUAUGGGAUGUCCAGCUUCAAGUCUGUCUCCAGAGGAUGGCCGGGAUGUUUCCAAAAGGAACAGAGAUGUACACAUCACUAUUCUUUCAUGAGGCCAGCAAUCGUCUCCUCACAUCCUUCAAUUAUCAGCUGACUAUGCUUGAGAUGAAACCAGAGGUCAAAGAUCGGGUCAUGAGUCAUGACAAACCCAUCAGCAUGGCUCUUUACAACUCCACAUUUAAUCAAGUGGUAAGUGCUUGCCAUGGCUCUACAGUCAUUGUAUGGAUGUUAGACACAGGACAGAAAGCCAAGCAGUUUCUUAAUUGCCAUGGUAACGCUGAGAUCACCUGCCUGGCAUUUGAUCACAAUGAGACAAGGAUUUUUACAGGAAGUUCAGAUGGCACUGUCAAGGUAUGGGAUUUCAAUGGUCACUGCCAUCAUCUACUGAAUGCAGGAAUGGGAAGUUCAGUAGAUAUCUCUCAGAUUGCUGUGCUCAAAAGAAGUCUUGUAGUCAUUGGGUGGGAUAGGUACAUCACACUGUUCCGUAAUCAACAGAUUAAUCAGUAUAUGGUUGAACCAUCUGAAUGGAAAGGAGGAAAGGAACAUCAAGAUGACAUUCUUGCUGCAGCUUUCAUUGCACCACACACCCUUGCCACAGGCAGUUAUGAUGGAGAGAUUGUCAUCUGGAAUACAGGGUCAGAGGUUUCAUCAAGGCAUCUCCAACAAAGGUUCCACAAGAAGGCAAAGAGCAGAGAAAAGACCAAACUGUCCCUUCAUAAUGAAAGCACAGCACCACCAGGUGUAUCCCGUCAACGUAGCAGUAUCCAUUCAGUUCAUAGUGCCCAACAUCCCUGCAGAGCAUCCGUGAGCACUGCCAGGCAUGGCGUGAAGGGGACUGAGGCUGCCAAAAGACCCACCUCAGGAUCAAGUCAGGGUAGUGAAUCAGAUGAGAUGAAUAAUUUUGUGAUCAAGCAGCUGUUGUUCUUAGAAGCGAGGAAGCACCUCUCUGCUUCGGGAGGUGCUAACCUGGUAUCCUGUGGGGGUAAUGGAUGGGUACGCUUCUGGAAUGCCAACAAGAAUGCCCUCAUGGCAGAAUUCAUUGCCCAUCAACAUGUUGGUUCUAUUGUGAUGGCAGUGAGCAGCAACAAUCAUUACCUUGUAACAGGAGACAGCGAAGGGGCUAUCAAGGUCUGGAAGAUUCAAGACUACUGUCUACACAAACCUGAUAGACUAAUGACUGAGCCUCCUGCCAUGCUAUCAUCUUGGCACCUUCAUGCUGAUGCAGUGAACCAUCUGAGUAUGUGUGAACGCAAUGAACGUUGGCUCAUCAUCUCCGCUUCAGCAGAUUCAAGCGUUCAGCUUGCUGAUAUCUAUGGCAACCACAUUGGAACUUUUGGGCAGGAGGAUCAUUGGAAGAUUGAGCCUUACAUUCCUCCCCCUGAGCCUACACCUAGCGAGAUGGAUGAAAUGAGUGAUGACGAAUCAAGUCAGGAUGUUACAGAUGUUGAAGACAAGAAAUCAGAAGAGGAAAUGGAGAUAGAUAUCCAUGUGAAUUUUGACCCUCUAGAGAAGGUCAAUACAUGGGAAACUACUAGACUAGGCAAACAGUAUCAAGAAGUCAGAAAGAACAAAAGAGAAAGGAAACAACCUGGUACCAUUCCUGAUCUUCCUUACCUUACAUGGGAAAAGACCAAUCAGCCUCCUGCUGGACCUUACGCAGCUCUUGAUGUAUCUGAACUUGAUAAGGUUGGGACAUUGCAGAAACCAGAUUUCAUCUCCCAUCCUCACAAGUACUUCAGGACUCAUGAAGAAGCAGAAGCUCUUGCCAGAAAUCAACUGGAGAAAAAUUCAAGCCCAGAACUAAAGCAAAGAUUUGAUGAGCGUUCCCUUUUCCCCAAGUACAUCCUGGAUCAUGAAGCCGAGAUGAAACUAAGACAUCGCUACCUCCUUGAGGGACAGAACUCCCACUCAAAGACCAAGAGAAGUAGCAGCAGGGUGUGGAAUGCACUAUCCUCUACCACCAGUGUUGGACAGAAGAAUCCACGACCAUUCAGACUAUCCCCACUCCAGGAGAUUGUAAGAAAGAGGAGUGCUGAGAAGCAAGCCCAGAACCAGAACAACGGGAACGCAACUUGAGGGAAUAUGCUCUUGCUUCUUUUAGAACACAUACUGAAUAAAUUUUGAACAUUUUUGUCUCGCCUGCAUAGCAGAGCGACACUAAAGGCGCAGCUUUUCUGACGGCGGCGGCGUCAACAUCAAAUCUUAACCUAAGGUUAAGUUUUUAAAAUGACAUUAUAACUUAGAAAGUAUAUGGACCUAGUUCAUGAAAUUGGACAUAAGAUUAUUAAAGUAUUACUGAAUAUUCUGCCUGAGUUUCAGGUCACAUGAUCAAGGUCAAAUGUCAUUUAGGGUCAAUGAACUUAGACCAUGUUGGGAGAAUUAUUUUCAAAAUCUUAACCGAAGGUUAAGUUUUUGAAAUGACAUCAUAGCUUGGAAAGUAUAUAGACCUAGUUCAUGAAACUUGGGCAUAAGGUUAAUCAAGUAUUAGUGAACAUCCUGCUCAAGUUUCAGGUCACGUGACUAAGGUCAAAGGUCAUUUAGGGUCAAUGAACUUUGGUCAAGUUGGAUGUAUUUGUUGAAUUACUAUCAUAACUUUGAAAAUUUAUGGAUCUAGUUCAUGAAACUUGGACAUUAGAUUAGUCAAGUACCACUGAAUAUCCUGUGCAAGUUUCAGGUCACAUGACCAUGGUCAAUGGUCAUUUAAGGUCAAUGAACUUUGGCAGUGUUGGGAGUAUUUGUUAAAUUACCAUCCUAACUCUGAAAGUUUAUGGAUCUAGUUCAUAAAACUUGGACAUAAGAGUAAUCAAGUAUCACUGAACAUCCUGUAUGAGUUUCAGGUCACAUGACCAUGGUCAAAGGUCAUUAAAGGUCAAUGAACUUUGGCUGUGUUGGGGGUAUUUGUUGAAUUACCAUCCUAACUCUGAAAGUUUAUGGAUCUAGUUCAUAAAACUUGGGAUAUAAGAGUAAUCAAGUAUCACUGAACAUCCCCUGUGAGUUUCAGGUCACAAAACCAAGGUCAAAGGUCAGUUAAGGUCAAUUAACUUAGGCCAUGUUGGGGUAAUUGUUGAAUUGCCAUCAUAACUUUGUAAGUUUAUGGAUAGAGUGAAUGAAAUGUGGACAUGGGUGUAGUUAACAAGUCUUAAGUCACUGUUCAAAUGUCAUUUAUGGUCAAUGAACGUGGUAUUAUGUCAUUAUAUGAAUGGUGUUUUUGUUAAUGAUUAUUUUAUAGUAGUUUUCAAAGUUAGCACUGCUGCUAUAUUAAAUCGCGUAUUGCAGGCGAGACUGCCAGAGGCGUUCCACUUGUUAGAAUUAAGAAACAAUCUAACAUUGGCCAUCCUUAUUAUGGAGUCCAGAGUGCAUUCUCUUUCAAAUGUGCUACUCAUAGAAGGUGUUUCAUAGAGUUACAUGUGACUUAGGAUUGCUCUUAAAUUUGCAGUUGCGUUUGACAAAUACUUCAUUACUGCAUUGAACAAAUAAUGCUGGGUGACCAUAUAAUGCCAUGUAUUCAAUUCAUCAAUGAGAGCAUGUUUUAUUAUUCAUGUGCACAUUGGAGAUUUGUAAGAAUGACUUGUCACAUGUAAGUCACAUGCAACUCUUUUUGAAACAGCACUCUGUAUUGAAAGUCCAAUGGCUUCAUGAGAAGAAUAGACGAUGGCUCACCAAUUCAUGUACAUCAUUCUUUGAUUCCUUUCCAUGGAGUUGAGUGUUUUCAUGGUAAUAAAUAUUUUGUCUACAUAAUGGGAGGAAUACUUUCACCCACUUUGUGGACUUUGAUCUUUAUAAUGGUAAGAUUCUAACCCUUAACAGGCAGACGUUUUACCUAUUGGGUUAGGUAACUUCAUGAAAAAGGCAUCAGGGGCUUUGUAAACAUGUAUAACUGGAGUUUUCCUCGAACCACCUUGGUUUUAUUUAUGCAGGAUUAGAAAAAACUGAGGCAAUGUAUAACUCAGACUUUUUAUAACUUACCUUAACUUACUCUCAUAUGGUUAUUUAGUAAUGGAAUGAGAAAUGCUCUUUAAUAAUUUGAAUAUUGGGAAGCACACUCUAAUGAUUUCAGAAUUAUGGAAGAUACACUUUUUGUGACUUACUGCAUGUAUUAACAUGUUAGAGUUUGGAGAGCCAAUGUUUUAAUUGAGUGAAAAUCAUGAACUUAACACGUCCAUUAUCCGCUAUCAUGAAAAUUGCACUUAUGAAUGAAUGACGAUCAAUCUGUGCUACAUAUAAAUAUUAAUCUGGGGAAGCUGUCUGAAUUUUACACUUUGAAUAAACAUUUCUCGGAACAAAUGUGAUCAUCAGAAGAAAUGUAUCAAUGUGGAGAUCAUAAUAAAUUAGAAAAAUGUUUUGAUUGAGGUGGAUACUUUAUGAUCAGUAUUAAUACCAACUCAAUCUGAUGAAAAGGUGAAAAAUAUUAUACGUGAGCAGAAAGAUUUGAUUUAAAAAUAAAUAUCAUUAAGCGUGUAAGAGUGACGGAACAACUCCAUGGUAGUGAGGUAAUCAAAGCUUGGGGGGUAUGUAUUGAGCUAAUGACAAUCAAUAUUUAAUGCAAGAGGUAAGUGAUGUAUGUUUAUUUUUUAUAUAUUUAUGUAGAUAUAUUACAAAUGUGAUCAAAUUGGAAAUCUGGGCCCCACCUUACAAAGCGUUACAAUUGAUCCAAUCAAUGUCAUAUUUUUUUCUACAGGAAAUUUGCAAAAUGUACCUUGUAAACAAAGGAGAAUGCACCAAAUUGUCAAGAAAUCAAUGAAUUUAAGGAUGUACAUUCAUAUCGAGAAAAUCUUUUGAACAAACAUGCAUUUUAUAUGUUGACUUUGCUGGCUCUCCAUAGUUUUGAUUGAUUGGGUCAAUCGCAACUCUUUGUAAGACAGGGCCCUGGUAAUGUGAAGGUGGUAAAAGAGGUAUUGAUUGAGUUUUUUGUGGAUUAUCCAAAUAAUGAAAGAAAAGUAAGUUUUAGAUUAAUUUAAAUUCUUUUGGCCAAUACUGGUGGCUUCCAAGAGUGAAUCACGUGCAUUGCUACGCUUGGUUUAUUUUUUACUUGAAAUAUUCUCAUCAGUUUACUAGUAAACAUCAUCUAUACUUGCUUGCAAAUUCAUGGGGUAUUUCAGCCACUUUCUUUCAUAUUACAACUGAAAAUUCAUUGAAGUAUUUUAAAAUUAUUACCAUUGUAAGAAAUAUCCACAUCUCACAUGAAAAAUCAAUUGUAAUAAGCAAAGCAACUCAUCUUUAAUGCUCCAAACUCAUUUCUACAGCUCACCACAUACAUCUCAGUGAUAUCUGUUUAUCACAUAAAGAUGUACUUCAGUAGUGUUCAUACGACAUGUUUCUUGUAACUGGUGAAGAUUAUUUCAUUUGUGGAUUUCAGAUAUAUAUUUGUGAAACUUUUUAAAGUGAUAAAGGGAAUUUUUAAUUACACUGCAAUGCACCUACAAAUAAGUGUCUGUAGUAAGAUUGAUUCUACAAUCACCAAAAUAAGCAAAAAUAAAGGGUUUUAACAAGUCACAUAUGCAGUACUCAGAGAUGCAUGUAUGGGACUACAAAAUUGUUUGCUAAAGUAUUUCAGCUGCUGUUUGGUCAUAUUCUUAAAGUGAUGCCAUCUAAAUAGCUAUUCUUUACAGGCAAAAUUUCUACAAUAAUCUUCCUUAAAUAACAUGAAAGCCUUUGAAUGUUAUUAGCAAUAUUUGUUGUCCUUAUUUUUGUUUUAACUUGACUUUGCAUUAAAGGGUAGAAACUAUUUUGACAAGUCAAGAAAGGGGUUAUAUAAUUCAAUGAUGAUCACUGAUGCUGCUGCUGAAAAUUAUAAAGAAAAUGAUUCUGUUGGUCCCAAGGACCUUGGUAAUGUUGUGUGUCCACAUUUCACCAUCAUCAUGGAGUACACCAUACCAGUCUAGAACUCCUUACAAGAAGGGUCCUUUGUAUGAGUCUAUC
Lytechinus pictus (painted urchin) is the source of this 7675-nucleotide messenger RNA. RefSeq names its product WD repeat-containing protein 49-like. NCBI's taxonomy places the organism in Eukaryota, Metazoa, Echinodermata, Echinoidea, Temnopleuroida, Toxopneustidae. Bases 431 to 3832 code for a protein of 1133 amino acids. The transcript has 30 exons. The record is from RefSeq and is a predicted model, not a curated record. Gene Ontology annotation, molecular function: protein binding.